AUGUCGGAGAAGGCAGUGACCAUCAGAACCCGAAAGUUCAUGACCAACAGACUUCUCUCAAGGAAGCAGUUCGUUAUUGAUGUUCUUCACCCUGGUAGAGCCAAUGUUUCAAAGGCUGAGCUGAAGGAGAAGCUAGCAAGGAUGUACGAGGUCAAGGACCCAAAUGCCAUCUUUGUUUUCAAAUUCAGAACCCACUUUGGAGGUGGUAAAUCUUCUGGGUUUGGUUUGAUCUAUGACAAUGUCGAAAAUGCAAAGAAAUUCGAACCCAAGUAUAGACUUAUCCGGAAUGGUCUUGACACCAAGAUUGAGAAAUCGAGGAAACAAAUUAAGGAAAGGAAGAACCGUGCCAAGAAGAUACGUGGUGUUAAGAAGGUGAGAGAGACCUACUGUUACUAA
Eruca vesicaria subsp. sativa (arugula) is the source of this 396-nucleotide messenger RNA. The record is from the annotation of a GenBank genome assembly. Lineage: Eukaryota; Viridiplantae; Streptophyta; Magnoliopsida; Brassicales; Brassicaceae.